Messenger RNA from Scylla paramamosain (green mud crab), 3569 nucleotides. Its product is annotated as cilia- and flagella-associated protein 251-like. The transcript has 6 exons. The record is from RefSeq and is a predicted model, not a curated record. Bases 266 to 1489 code for a protein of 407 amino acids. NCBI's taxonomy places the organism in Eukaryota, Metazoa, Arthropoda, Malacostraca, Decapoda, Portunidae.
GUGGUUCAACUCCCAGCCUGACAGAAUGUGUGUUUUUUUUUUUUUGUGUGUGUGUAACCACGCCUACACAGUGGCUGCCAAGGCUUACCCAUGAGUUAAACCUUCUUUAGUUGGUAAUGAGGAAGGCGUGGGCUCUAGCAGUGGACACCCGAAGCCAGCAGUGGGUGAAAACAAGCAAAAUAAAGAAAAGUUUGGCUGUGAGAAGGUGCUAGACAACCAGCCAUAGUGAGGAGGAGGCACCACUACCAUCACCACCACAGGGAAGAUGAAUGAGGGGCAGGAUGAAGCCUCCUCCCAGGACCAACAACUGGACCAGCUGCAGCAGGAGCUUCAUGCCAAGGAGUUGCUGCUGGAAACACUGAGAUAUGAAAACAACAAUCUGAAGCAGUACAGUGACCGGCACUAUGACUCCACCUCCACCCCAGACUGGAAGAGCUAUGAUGCUCUCAAGAGAAAGGUGGUGGAGUACCAGAAGGCCUUGGAGCAGCGUGACCACAUCAUUGGGCAGAUGGAGGCGGGCAUCAAACAACUCAUGCACAAGAAUGUGGAGGCAGAGGCAAAGGGCAGGAAAGCUGAAGAGCACUAUUCAGGCGAGAUCCAGACGCUGGCUCAGCAGGUGCAGGAGCUCACAGCGCAGCUCACCAUCACGUCCCACCAGCACCAGGCCGCCAUGAAGGCUGCCCAGGACCACUUUUCCCAGCAGCUGGCUGCCUCACAGAAGCAGAUGAGAGAUCAGCAUGGAAGGGAGAUGGCAACCCUGAGGGAGAAGCAUGCAUCAGAAAUGACAGGAGUAACCCUGCAGGUGGAGGCUCUAGAGAAGAGCCACAGAGAGGAGCAUCAUAAGCUAGUGGAGCAUCUUACUCACCUCAGUAAUUCCCUUGGGGCCCAACUGGAAGAGGAAAAGGGGAAGGUUUUGGGGCUCCAGAGAGAGAAGGAGGAAUGGGAGGUGCAUAAGAAAGAAUUGGAAGCUGAGUCUGAGGAAAGGGAAAGCCUCAGGAAAAGUCUGAAUGAACACAUUACAGCCAGAGAGGAUCUUCAAGACCAGCUAAGGAAGCAUUCUGAAAGACAGGUGGAGGAGAAGAGGAAGAGGGAGAGCCUCCACAAUAUGUCAGAAAGCCUGUCAAAUGAUCUCAAGGCAGAGAAUGAGAAGAGGAAAAUUAUGGAGGCCAAACUGGAAGAGGAAAUGAAGAAUGCCAGGAAAUGGUUUGAAGAGAAAACUGCAUUAGAAGUGAAUCAGAAACAACUGGUACUCCAGCUGCAAGUAGCUGAGGAAGAGCUGGCCAAGGCUGCAGCUUCCAGAGUGAAUAACAUUGAGAAAUUGGAAAGCUUUGGACAGGAAAAUGAGGUCCUGAUCAAAGAUAAGGAAGCUUUAUCCAAAGAAAAUAACAACUUGACUUCAGAAAAAGAACUUUUAGAGAGAGAAAAAAGAGAGAUUGAUAUCAGAAAACCAAUCAUUAACCAAAGAAAAGGAGUGCUUAACCUUAAAUAAUGAAGUACUAACCAAAGAAAAAGGUUUCUUAACUGUACAGACUGAAGCUUUAACCAAAGAAAAGGAAACACUUGCUUCAGAAUAUAAAAUGUUAACCAAAGAGAAAGAAGCUAUUGCCUUAGAAAAAAGUAGAAUUUUAGCAGACAAAAAGAUAAAGGAGAAAGAGAAGCAACAUUUAGUUAAGGAGGUAGAAACUUUAACAAAACUUAAAGACUCUCUCAGUGCUGAAAAGGAUGCUCUAUUGAAAGAUAAACAGGACUCAGCUGUGGAAAAAGAUUUGUGGACGAGAGAAAAGGAAGCUUUACUUGCUGAAACAGAAGCUUGGGCCACAGAGAAAGAAAAUUUACUCUUAGAGAAAGAAAAUCUUCUCUUGGAAAAGAAAAAUCAUGUCCUCAGAAAGAGAAAUUUUAGUCAAAGAGAAUGCAGCUUUGAGUAGGCAGCUGGAAGUUUUGAAUGCAGAAAAAGAACAAGAAACUAAAGAUAAGGAAAAGCUGACUGCAUGUAUAGACACUUUGACGUCAGAGAAAAGUGCUUUGUUAAAGGAAAAUGAUGCUUUGCUCUGUGAAAAAGAAUCGUUGAUGUCUGAGAAGAAAGCAUUUUCCUCUGAAAAGAUAACUUGGACCAAAGAUAAACAAAACUUGUCCCAUGAAAUUGAUGUGUUAUGUACUGAGAAAAAAUGUUGGUUCCAGAAAGAAGAAUCGUUAAAUAAGAAAAAUGAAUCCCUUAGCACAGAAAACAAAGACUUGGCUGAACAAAAUAAAAAUUUAGUUAAUGAGAAAGAACAUCUGGUUCAGCAGAGUAGAUCUCUGAGCAAUGAAAAAGAAUUGUUAACUGAAGAAAGGGAAAUCCUGAUGAAACAAGUGCAAACUUUGACUAUCGAAAAGGAAAGUCUAGUGCAGGUGACGGAGGAGGUGAGGUCCCCUCAAGGAGAUGGUGGAGGCAGGGCAAGUUGAGAGGAAGCAUUUGGAGGAGAGGUGUGCCUGUAAGGAAGCAGAAUUGGAGCAGCUUAAGGAAAAAAUACACCCAAACAUUAGUAUUAAAAGAGUCUGACUUUAAGGAACUUGAGGAAAGCUACAAGAAGAAGCUUUUAUCGAAGGACAUUGAACUUCAAGAGCUAGAGGAAAACUUUAAAGAAAAAUUUUCUUUAAAAGAGAAAGAGGUGAAGGAACUUGAAGAGAUGUAUGAAAAGAAAUGUUCACAGAAGGAUCAUGAUCUACAAGAACUUUCAGAGAGGAUUGCCCUGAAGGAAACUGAGCUAGAAGAGCUUAAAAAGAAGGACAGAAAAAUGGAGAUACUGCAUGAAAAUUGUCUUGGUUUGCUAGAACACCUUCAGAGUGGAGAGCAGGAAAGGAAGAAGAUAGAGGAGGACUGUGAGGACAAGUGUGAGAUGCUGAAUACUGUGUUGAGGAAAAUAGAUGUGAAGUUGUGUGAAGCUACGUCUCUUGUGUCUAAGCAGAUGGUUGCUGCAGAAGAGGAGGUACAAAGAGCUGGGCCAAGGAGUAACUUGGAGAAAGCUCCUUCUAACUUAAGAGGGAGUGAAACUGCCCAUGUCUCCAUGGAUACAUGCAAGUGUGAGAGGGAGAAGGAAAGUAGCAAAAUUAUUGGAGGAACUUCAUCAUGUCAAGGAGAAACUAGAGGAAGGUAAGAGAAAUGAAGAGGAUCUGACCAAAAAACUUACUUUAUCAGAGAAAGAAAAAAAACAGCUAGCCAACGAAGCAGAAUUCAUGCAUAAAAAGAUUCACGACCAACACUUCACCAUCACAUCCCUGCAGAAUGAAAAGUCACGGUUGGGCCAGCACAUUGUUCAGCUGGAGGGGGAGAGGUCUGCUCUGAGGGCUGAGGAGACUCAGCACCAGAAAGACAACCUGAACUUGCAGGAGGAGCUGAGCACUCUGAAGGCAAAGGUAACAGCUCAGAAACAAAAAAUUAAACUACUACAGGAGGAGAUCAAAAGAUUUAACCAGGCUUUUACCUCUCUUACUCAGGAAGGCAUAGAUUGCCCGGAGAAGCUGAGAGAUACCUUGACAGCUUUGAAUUGUUUAUGUUCAAAAUUAGAGAAUCUUGGAAGUUCUGAGAAAGA